Messenger RNA from Oenanthe melanoleuca, 2673 nucleotides. Its product is annotated as protein-arginine deiminase type-3-like. Gene Ontology annotation, molecular function: protein-arginine deiminase activity; calcium ion binding. The transcript has 17 exons. NCBI's taxonomy places the organism in Eukaryota, Metazoa, Chordata, Aves, Passeriformes, Muscicapidae. Gene Ontology annotation, cellular component: cytoplasm. The coding region runs from base 284 to 2269 and encodes 661 amino acids. The record is from RefSeq and is a predicted model, not a curated record.
CGGCCGGGCGCGGCGCUGGCGCUGGCCCAGCGCGGCUCGGGUGUCGCGGUGAAUAUUUCACGGCGUGGGCCGGGCGCUGACCGCUCCCCCCGCGCCCCUUCGCUCUGCCCGAGCCCCCCGGACAUCCCGCGGCGUCCCGGGCCGCUUCCCCCCUCGGACCGCGCACACCCAGCCCGGAGGUGGGAUUAGGCCGGGCUUGGGCUGAUCCCCUCCCAGCAGCGCGGCUUUAUAAACCCCGGGCGGGCGGCGGGCGCGGCACCCGAGGGCGCCCGGGCCGGCGGCGAUGGCGCAGCAGCGCCGUGUCCAGCUGUCCACGCAGCGCCCCGCCAGCACCGUGUGCGUGCUGGGCACCGAGCUGGCCCUGGACGUGUGCGGCUCGGCUCCUCGGGGCGCCGCCUCCUUCCAGGCCCAGGCCACGCCGGGGGUGAGGCUGUGGCUGCUGCACGAGACCCAGAGUGUGAAGUUGCCCUCGAGUGUCACUCGCUGGCCCCUGGCCCCCGGCCCCGAGCUGCUGCUGGCCAUGGACGCUCCCAGCAAGGACGUGGGCGACGAGAAGGUCAGGAUUUCCUAUUUCCGUGAGGACGGCGGGGUUCCCGUGGGCAGGGCUCUGCUCUACCUCACCUGCGUGGAGGUGUCGCUGGACGCCGACGUCAACCGCAGCGGGGCCGUGAGCCGGACACUGCUGGACAAGACCAGCUGGACGUGGGGCCCCGAUGGCCACGGGGCCGUGCUGCUGGUGAACUGCGACCGCGACGAGGCCGAGGCCGAGGGCCCCGACAGCGAGGACAGCGCCGUGCGCUCCUACAGCGACCUGCAGGACAUGGCUCAGCUGGUGCUGAGGACGCGCGGGCCCAGCGCCACCUUCACCGGGCACCGCCUGCUGCUGCACGUGGAUUUCGGCGACGCCGACAAAAUCGGCGUUUUCUACGGCGGCAGCAGUGGGGAGCUGGAGAAGCUCAGGCACGUCCUGGGGGGCUCCAAGCUGUCCUACAGCGUGCGGCCGGGCCGGCACCGCCACGACAGCGUCUUCUACGUGGAGGCCCUGGCCUUCCCCGACGUGGCCUUCGCCGGCCUCGUGUCCCUGCACGUCACCCUGCUCGAGAGCCCCGAGAAGGGCCUCCUGGAGUCUCCCAUCUUCACGGACUCGGUGGUUUUCCGCGUGGCUCCCUGGAUCAUGACGCCCAACACGGCGGCGCCGCUCGAGGUCUUUGUGUGCAGCGUGGACGGCAACGAGGAGUUCGUGGCGGCCGUGGGCGCGCUGGCCGAGCGGGUGCGGUGCCCGCUGACCGUGUGCCCGGCGCCGCAGAACCGCCAGGACCGCUGGAUCCAGGAUGAGGUGGAGUUCGGCUACAUCCAAGCCCCCCACAAAACCUUCCCCGUGGUCUUCGACUCGCCCCGGGACCUUGGCCUGAAGGAUUUUCCUGUCAGGAGCAUCCUGGGCCCUGAUUUUGGCUACGUGGCCCGGCAGGCUCCAGAGGGCGCCUCCAGCCUGGAUUCCUUUGGGAAUUUGGAGGUGAGCCCGCCCGUGACAGUGCGAGGCAAGGAGUACCCCUUGGGGCGCAUCCUGAUCGGCAGCAGCUUCCCCAGGCUGGGCGGGCGCAGGAUGGCCAAGGCCGUGCGGGAUUUCCUGGUGGCACAGAAGGUGCAGGCGCCCGUGGAGCUCUUCUCGGACUGGCUCCACGUCGGGCACGUGGACGAGUUCCUGAGCUUUGUCCCCGCGCCCGACCGGAAGGGAUUCCGGCUGCUCCUGGCCAGCCCCAGCGCCUGCUACCAGCUGCUGAAGGAGAAGCAGGAGGAGGGCUACGGCGAGGCACCCAUGUUCCAGGGACUGGACAGGGUGCCCAAGCCGACCAUCAACGAGAUCCUGACCAACGAGGAGCUCCGCAAGUUCAAUGAUUACGCCCAGAGCUGCAUCAGCUGGAACAGGGACAUCCUGAAGCGCUGCCUGGGCCUGGCCGAGCCGGACAUCCUGGACAUCCCGCAGCUCUUCCAGGGUGACCCCACCCUGGGGGCUCUGGCCUUCUUCCCGAACAUGGUGAACAUGCUGGUGCUGGGCCGGCACCUGGGCAUCCCCAAGCCCUUCGGGCCCGUGGUGGGCGGGCGCUGCUGCCUGGAGCAGCGCGUGCGGGAGCUGCUGGAGCCGCUCGGCCUCUCCUGCACCUUCAUCGACGACUUCUUCUCCUACCACGCGCUGUCGGGGGACGUGCACUGCGGCACCAACGUGCGCCGCAAGCCCUUCGCCUUCAAGUGGUGGAACGUGCUGCCCUGACGGCACCGCCUGUCCCCUCCCGUCCCCUCCUCCUGUCCCCUCCUGUCCCCUCCCGUCCCCUCCCGUCCCCGCCUGUCCCCUCCCGUCCCCUCCUCCCCGCCCCGCCCUGCCGAGCGCUCCGGUGGAUGAAUAAACCCGGGCUGCGGCUGCGGGGGCUCUGCGGGGCUUUCCCAGCGCUGGGAGAACCUGGACUGGUUAAACUGGUGGGGAAUGGGGGCGGGCGGGGCUGCGGUGCCGAGAUCCACGUGGGGAAAGCACACAGGGAAUCAGGGAAACGGGGAGCGACGGAAUCAGGGAAUUAUGGAAUCAGGGAAUUACAGAAUCACGGAAUUAUGGAAUCAGGGAAAUAUGGAAUCAUGGAAUUACAGAAUCAGGGAAUUAUGGAAUUAUGGAAUUAUGGAAUG